Molecule: messenger RNA, 783 nt
Organism: Paramecium tetraurelia
Lineage: Eukaryota; Ciliophora; Oligohymenophorea; Peniculida; Parameciidae
Exons: 3
Source: RefSeq, a predicted model, not a curated record
AUGUCAUUAUCUUAAAGAAUUACUGUGACAUAAAAGGGAAGGGAACUUUAGGAAUAACUUAGAGAAUAAAACAGGCUACCCUAAAAACCAGCUUUAGUCAAAGAUAGUUAAGAUAGUUUAGCUCAUUUUUUUGAUAAAGAACUUAAAGCCCAAGAUUAACUUAAUAGUUAUGCUUCAUUAAUACAAAAUAGAUUGAAGUCUCCAGAAUAAAUCAUAGAAUUUCUUGAAACCAAAUUUUAGAAACAACCUUUAUUUGUUUAAAAGGAGAUGUAAAAAGUUGGAUAAAGAAUAUAUCACUACGGAAAUAGAGAUAUUCAAUCCUAAGCAGUGUUGCCUUAGUUAGAUUUCAAGUAAAAGUAAUAUAUGAAAAACAAAUAUGCAAAUUACAGCGAAAAUAUCUCAUCCAGAUAAUCAAGACAUAAAUUUGAAGAAGGAUUAACUAAAAAAGUGAAUUUCAUGUUAUUUUAGGAAGGAAAGAUCGAGAGAAUGAUUACUAAGUAUGAAAAAUUCAAUGAAAAAGCUAAAUUAAUCCCUUAAUAUAAAAAGGAUGAUAAAAAAGGAGAAGAUUUUAUGAAGUAAUUGCUAUAAAGAAUGGAUGCUGGCCAAGAAACUAGAGUUGAAUCUCUUUAAGAAAUAAGAUAGUAACAUUAAGCAGAAUUAAGUUUACUGGAGUAUCAAAAUUUGUAGAAAGAAAGAUUAAGAUAAACGAUGUCAGAUUUGCAUAAAUCAAAAUAUGGUAGAUAUUGGAAUAAAUUAAAAUUGUCACCCAAAACAGAUAAAUGA